Molecule: messenger RNA, 7520 nt
Organism: Ictalurus furcatus (blue catfish)
Lineage: Eukaryota; Metazoa; Chordata; Actinopteri; Siluriformes; Ictaluridae
Product: NACHT, LRR and PYD domains-containing protein 3-like
Exons: 13
Coding region: 781-3579 (932 amino acids)
Molecular function (GO): protein binding
Source: RefSeq, a predicted model, not a curated record
GGUCAUAGGUCGUAGACUGUCAUGUUAUUUACAACAGAAAGGAUUGUGAAUUCAGAAAGGAGCAUCUUGAGAGAUAAGAUAUAGGAGAUGGAACAAGAAUGGAGAUUGAGGGGGAUUUUGGGAACGGAUGAGAAAAUGUAUGUAGUAAGGCUCUCCUUCAUUUUCGUAGGGUUAGAUUACAGGAUAUAAAUAUUAUUUUAUUUAUUUAUUUUUUAAAUUCCUUUUUAAUUUAUUGUAUUAAGCACAUUAAGCCCUGAAGUUGUAUACCCCGGUACAGUAGGUGGCGGGAUAGUGGUUACUUGGAAAAGGUGCGGUUUUAGCAACAGCUUGACUGUGAUUGGUCAGGAGACGGCAGAAGGAAGUGACGUAUCAGGAAGUAAGCUGGGGUUCGAAGAAUAUGGUGGGAAAGACAGGGGCGUAUGAAACAGUACAAUCGAGAAAACUGAGAAAAAACGAGGAAAAGUGUUAAUUUAGCAACAAAACACGAAGAGGAGCUCAAAGUGAUCAUAAAAUUACCUCAAGAAGGGACAACAAUUGACUCGAAUGCUUGAAUGAAAACAAGAUUGUUCCUUUAAUGAGAAUAUCCAGCCCAUACCUGUCACUUUCAUCCGGCCCACAUAACGCGUGGAAUGAUUGCACUUGGGCGGUCCGCUCCUGUUUGCCAGAUUUGGGCCACAAGCACUCCAUAGCAAACUUUUUUGCAAAAGGACUGUAAUUCAUCCAGAAAUCAGUGGCUCAACUGUGUGUCCAGCUGUCUGUGUAUACACUAAUAGAAAAAAAAUGGAGAGUCCUGCUCUGGACACAGAAAAUGUGACCCCAGCCUCAAAAAUGCGUAAACUCCAGAGAAAGAGAUCAGACUCACCAGAACCCAGCUGUGUCUCCAUGAAGAGUGAUGCGUCUAUGGAUCCUCCUUGGUACUUUAAAAAUGCAGACUCCUCAUUUGUAAACAGUAAACUCCAGAGAAAGAGAUCACAGUGUCUACCACACAGCUGUAUCUCCAUGAAGAGUGACAUGUCUAUGGAUCCUCCUUGUAAAUUUAAAAGUGGAGUCGUCUCACCUGUACCCAGUGUUCUACAGAAGUCAGGAGACAGAAGAGAAAAGAUCAUCAUCACAGCUACAGGACACGACCCAGAACCUGCUGCUGUAAAUGAAUUCCAGAAAAAGUUCAAAUUAAAUCUGGUGAAGAAGUUUCAGUGUUUAAAUGGAGUGAUGAUAAACCUGGAAAACCGAACACUCCUGAAUGAGAUCUACACAGAGCUCUACAUCACAGAGGGAGACAGUGGAGACGUCAAUAAAGAACAUGAGGUGAGACAGAUCGAGGCAGUAUCCAGGAGAACAACAACAGAGGAAACACCAAUCAAAUGCAAUGACCUCUUUAAGCCCUUAUCUGAUCAAGACAAACCCAUCAGAACUGUGCUGACAAAGGGAGUCGCUGGCAUCGGAAAAACAGUUUCUGUGCAGAAGUUCAUUCUGGACUGGGCUGAAGGGAAAGUAAAUCAGGACGUCCAGCUCAUAUUUCCACUUCCUUUCAGAGAGCUGAAUUUGAUGAAGGACCAGAAACUGAGUCUGAUGGAUCUCCUUCAUGUCUGUUUUAAGGAGACAAAAGAAACAGAAAUGUCCAGUUUGGAAAAGGUUCUGUUCAUUUUUGAUGGAUUGGACGAGUGUCGUUUUCCUCUGGAUUUCCAGAACACAGAGAGAGUGUGUGAUGUAACUGAAUCAGCAUCAGUGCAUGUGCUGCUGAUAAACCUGAUCAAAGGGAAUCUGCUUCCCUCUGCUCUCAUCUGGAUCACCUCCCGACCAGCAGCAGCUGAUCAAAUCCCCUCUGAGUGUGUCCAUCGAGUCACAGAGGUACGAGGGUUCAAUGACCCACAGAAGGAGGAGUACUUCAGGAAGAGGAUCAGUGAUCAGAGCCUGGCCAAUAACAUCAUCACACACCUGAAGUCAUUAAGAAGCCUCUACAUCAUGUGCCACAUCCCAGUCUUCUGCUGGAUUUCAGCCACUGUUCUAGAGAGAAUGUUGGAUGAAGCAGAGAGUGGAGAGAUGCCCAAGACUCUGACUCAAAUGUACACACACUUCCUCAUCAUUCAGACAAACAUCAUAAGAGAAAAGUACUCGAAGAAGCAGGAGAGUGAUGAAGAAAUGCUUCUCAAACUGGGACGACUGGCUUUUCAGCAGCUGAUGAAAGGCAACCUGAUCUUCUAUGAGGAAGACCUGAGAGAGUGUGGCAUUGAUGUGAGAGAAGCAGCAGUGUACUCAGGUGUGUGUACUCAGAUCUUCAGAGAAGAGUUUGGGCUUCAGCAGAGUAAAGUGUACUGCUUUGUUCAUCUGAGCAUUCAGGAGCAUCUCGCAGCUCUGUACGUGCAUCUGACAUUCAUGAAGGAAAAGAGAAAUGUUCUUGUACAGAGUCGGGUCUUUAAGACAAUUUCAGAUGUCCACAAGAAUGCUGUAGAUCAGGCCUUAGAAUGUCAGACUGGACAUCUGGAUCUUUUCCUCCGUUUUCUUCUGGGUCUCUCACUGGAGUCCAAUCAGAAACUCUUACAUGCCUUAGUAACACAUACAGGAAGUAGCUGCCAGAGCAAAGAAGAAACGGUUCAGUACAUCAAAAAGAAAAUCAGUGAAGAUCUUCCUACAGAGAAAUCCAUCAAUCUGUUCCACUGUCUGAAUGAACUGGGUGACAAUUCUCUAGUGAUGGAAAUCCAACGCUACCUGAAAUCUGGAAAACAAAGAAACCUCACUUCUUCACAGUGGUCUGCUCUGGUGUUUGUCUUACUGACAUCACAGCAGGAGCUGGACAAAUUUGACCUGAGUAAAUAUGCUAAUACAAAGAAGAUAACCGCUUUGGCUCUUCUAAAGGUGAUGCCUGUGAUUGCAGCAUCCAAUAAAGCAAGCAUUCAGCAUGCAACACUUAAAGAGAAACACUGUGAAGCUUUGGCCUCUGUACUCAGCUCGGAAUCCUCCAGACUAAGAGAACUGGAUCUGUCCUGGAAUAAACUAGGACACUCGGGAGUGCAGUGGCUCUCUGCUGGACUGAAAAAUCCUCACUGUAAACUGGAGGCACUAAGGUUGUGUGGUUUUGGUGUCUCAGAUGAAGGCUGUGCUGCUCUGACUUCAGCUCUGAGAUCAAACCCCUCACACCUGAGAGAACUGGAUCUGUCCUUUAAUAAACUAGGAGACUCAGGAGUGAAGUGUCUCUCUGCUGUACUGGAGAAUCCUCUCUGUAAACUGGAGAUACUGGGGUUGGAGUGUUGUGAUAUCUCAGGUGAAGGCUGUGCUGCUCUGACUUCAGCUCUGAGAUCAAACCCCUCACACCUGAGAGAACUGAAUCUGUCUAGGAAUAAACUAGGAGACUCAGGAGUGAAGUGUCUCUCUGCUGUACUGGAGAAUCCUCACUGUAAACUGGAGAUACUGAGGUUGUGUAAGUGUGGUAUCUCAGAUGAAGGCUGUGCUGCUCUGAGAUCAAACGCCUCACACCUGAGAGAAUUGGAUCUGUCUGGGAAUAAACUUGGAGACUCAGGAGUGAAGCGUCUCUCUGCUGUACUGGAGAAUCCUCUCUGUAAACUGAAGACAAUGAGGGUGUGACAUCUGUGUGUGAUGAAAACUCCUGUGUUCCUGCAUUUCCAUGUUGGGGAAUAGACAACACACUUAUAAACAGUCACUCUCUUAGUUGUAGCACAUUAUACCAGAGGCUUUAGUCUGUUUACUUCAUGUUUUUUUUUUAUGCGUACGCUAGUGUGCGCGCACAGUCGUAUGCUUAGCCUUUCAAAGUGUACUCCAUUUGACAUGUACACAGGCGGUCUACGCAUGCGCAUUACGACAACCUGCACGACACCUCCUGGCCUACAAGAGUCAGUACAGAGCAUUAAACAAGUCUUUUGCUGUGAAGGACCACAACAACACGAAGAACAAUGCUUGAGCAAUGUCUCGCCAUGAUUAGCACCCAUAUACAAAUCCUUAUACGCUUUAAGGCUAGAAUUAUACACAUGUGGGUACUUUCUAAACUGCACUCGUUUCUGUCUCAUUUAUUCCGUUUUUUCCUUCAACUUCCUUGAGAAUCAAUGGCCCUGAGUUACUGUUCCCACCUUGUGGAACAACUAAAUAGUGUGAAAUAAUUAAAUGCGCAUGUGUGACCUGUGCGUACAAAGUACGUGCGGUUAGAAAAAUCUGAUUGCGCGCAUACAGUAUGCGUGUACUCUCCCGAUGACGAAAUUUGUCACAUGUACUGUACGCUGUUCCUAGCGUAUGCAUAAAAAGUGAAGAAUGCUUUCUGCUUAAGAGAAGUAGAAAGUGUGUUCAUAUCAGACUGCACACAGUUCUGCACUGAGGCUUGUUCAGGAUCCAGACAUGAGGACUGAACAGCUGGAAUGGAGAAUCUUUAUCGAUCAUAGCACCUCCGUGUGUGUGUGUGGUCCUGAAGUUAUAGAGUGCCACAAUCAGACCCUGGAGACAUAGCAACCCUCCUGCACAUUUAAUGCCUUAUUCAUGCUGAAUUAAAAAAAAAAAAAAAAUAAUAAAAAAUUAAUUCAAGUAGAGCUGCAACAGCUAAUCGAUAAAAAUCAAUUAUGGAAAUCGUUGUCAACGAAUCUCAUUCUACGCGUGGAACGGAGAACAUUUACUAAUUACGUUACCUCAGUUCCGAAAACGUGCAUUGGAGAGUAAAUAUUAAAGCAAAUGAAGUACACCAUGCACUGUGUACUCUGCUGUCUAGUGUAUGAAUUUUAGGAAGGUAAUAUAGUCUCAAAUGGAACACUAGCAGUUUUUUUUUUUUUUACUAACCGGCAGUAUAAGUUCCUAGUCAGUAGCACAGGUCAUACACACGUAAUGCGAUGCCGCAAGCUUUAGCAGAUACACAGAGUCACCGACAAAAACAGUAAACUGAAGAAAGUCGAUGUCAGCGAUACCUUUUAUUCCCAACAUGACCUCAGUCACCAUCAGACGGAGGAGUAAUUAUCAUGUGACUGAGGAAGAAAGUGUGUGACCUCCAAGUCGUCUAAGGCGGGGGAGGAUGUUAUAUUAAACACCGUGGAGAAGAUCAAACUUUAUAAAGUAGAGUUUGUGUAGCAGGGAAACAUGACAGUGAUGCAUGAGCACAAACUUAUGUUUAUAUCCAAAAUGCUCCACUGUGUGUAAGGGGAUGGGGAAACUGGUGCAAGUUGCUCAAAAGGUUUCAUUUAAGUUUAUUGUUAUUAUAUGCUGUAUUUGCACACUUGCAGUGCAACUUCUGUCGUUUAUUAUAACGGAAGUGAUGUAUUAGUCAGAGGCCGCGUUGCUCCUCAUGCGCGGUGUAGACACAGUGAUAAACAGUGGGAUCCCCCCAAUCCGAUUAAUCCAAAAAAAAAAUUGGCCAACUAAAAGAUUAUGAAAAUAAUCAUUAGUUGCCGCCUUAGGGGUGUGUUCAUCAGACUGAGGCUGUACAGGAUCCAGACAUUAAGACUGGACAGCUCAUUGUUUGCUCCUACUCCUAACACAGCUGAUCUAAUGUUUAUAGCUUUAUAUAUUUUAUGUUAACUGUAACAGCAGCACAUUAUCUAAAAACGUGUAUAAGUCUGAGCUCCCGUUAACAGGGGUGGGCUUUAUCAUAAGGCAAAGGUUGGCAAUUGCCUUGGGCCACAAGCUACCAAGGGCCCCUAAAACUCUGCAUAAUCUAAAUGGUUAAGAAAGUUUUAUUUUUACUUUUAGCUGUACAGCUGAGUGGUGCAGAUCUCCUACACUGGCCCCAGAUGAUGCCCCCUGACUAGCUAACAUGCUGUCUUGAUUGUUUUAUAUUCUUGAUUGUUUAAUAUAAUGUAUUAUCUUGUCACACUGUUUUUCUGUUUCUGUUUGCCUAUUUUACAAAUAUGAUGUGAGAUCUGUUCCAUUCUAUUUCCAAUAAAUAUGCUUAAAUAGCAUUUAUGUUUCUGUAUUGUUAUAUUUUUAUGCUAGUAAGUGGUGUUAAAAAUUGGUCUAACAAUCAAUGAGCCUGUGUGUUAUGAUGGGGCAUGGGCUGGGUGUGUUGGUCUGCUCUGGACAAGUCCAGGACCACUUUUUGGUCCCAGUUCACCCCCGAUUAGCAAAUCCACCAAGGAAUGGCUCAAAAAGAAGAAAUGUCAGGUUAUGGAAUGGCCUAGUCAAAGCCCGCAUUUUAAUCCCAUUGAAAUGAUGUGGGGGGAUUUGAAACGGGCAGAACAUGUGAAAAAAAGAUCUUGCAACUGAAAGAAUGUUGCAUGGAAGAGUGGCCCAGCAAUCCUGAGUGGACAAUUAUGCAAAACACCUACAAGAUGUUAUUUCUGCUAAAGGGGGCAAUACUAGCUUCUGAGGCCAAGGGUGUACUUGGCCUCAGAAUAUCAUAUCGAUAUUUCUGUUGAAUAAAUGAUUGAAAAAGCUAAUUUUCCUUCUGGUUUUGUUCAAGUAUAUCAACUUUAUUAAUAGUCACUGUUUCAUAGAUGAUCAAAUGUUUCUUGUCCAAAUAUGCCAAAAAAGCCAACAAUUUCCAUAGUGUGUGUUACUUUUUUCACAUGAAUGUAAGUGCAAUUUACCACAUUACCACAAUUUACCACAUUACCACACUUUACCACAUUACCACAGGCCUCUCUUGCAUCAAUAAAGGUCACUGUUCAUGACACCACUAUCAGAAAGACAAUGAGCAAAAAUGGCAUCCAUGGAAGAGUGGUGAGAUGAAAACCACUGCUAACACAGAAGAACAUUAAGGCUCAUCUGAAUUUUGCUAAAACACACCUUGAUGAUCCUCAAAGCUUUUGUGAGAAUGUUCAGUGGAUUGAUGAGUCGAAAGUGGAACUGUUUGGAAGACAGGAGUCCUGUUACAUCUGGUGUAAACCAAACACAGAAUUCCACAAAAAGAACAUCAUACCUAUGGUCAAGCACGGUGGAGGAAGUGUGAUGGUGUGGGGAUGCUUUGCUGCUUCAGGGCCUGGGCAACUUUCAAUAAUUGAGGGAAACAUGAAUUCUGCUCUCUACACUGAAAAUCCUAAAGGAGAAUGUCUGGUCUUCAGUCUAUAUGUUGAAACUCAAACGCAACUGGAUUAUGCAGCAAGACAAUGAUCCAAAGCAUAAGAAUAAGUCCUAGUCCUAGAAGUAAAUGAAAGACGUUAACUGGACCAAAAGCUCCAGUUAACGGAUGCUUUUGGUUGCAGUUAUUGCUGCUAAAUGUGGCACAACCAGAUUUUAAGUUUAAGGGGGAAAUUAUUUUUUCACAUGGGUGAUAGGUGUUGGAUAGCUUUUUUGCUUCAAUAGAAAAAUGUAAUUAAAUAUAAAGUGUAUUGUGUACUUACUCAGGUUUCCUUUGUUUUAUGCUGUAUUUCAUUUGAAUAUCUAAAACUAUUUCUUAUGAGAUAUACACACACAAAAUUAAAGAAAUCAGGAUGGGUCAGAUACUUUUUCACAGCACUGUAUAAUAAACCUGAUUUUUCCCAAUUUAUUAUUAUUAUUUUUUAAUUAAUUUGAAAAUUAAAAGUGCUCAACUUUUUACGCCACUUAGUUUUGGAGUUUGUUGUUAGGCUUUGCUCACAAUUCUGACUUUGUAUCUA